This is a messenger RNA of Xenia sp. Carnegie-2017, 1704 nucleotides long. RefSeq lists its product as uncharacterized. The transcript has 6 exons. NCBI's taxonomy places the organism in Eukaryota, Metazoa, Cnidaria, Anthozoa, Malacalcyonacea, Xeniidae. Bases 167 to 1474 code for a protein of 435 amino acids. The record is from RefSeq and is a predicted model, not a curated record.
AAGCAGUGGCUAUCAACGCAGAAAAAAUACCGCGAAGAAGACAGCGUUGAAUUGUACCUAGUGAUCAAAGAGUUCUACUUUUAUACACUUAUUUGUAUUAUAUUUUUCACAUGGGAAAGGCUGGUACACUUUAAACUACGAUGCUAUUUUUGUGAAUUCUUUCAGUAUGUUCAAUAACAAUGACAGAACAGAUAAGAUGAAUAGAAAGACUGAACGCAAGCAAUGGUACGAUCGACCACUGGAAAAAUCACAGUCUGAACUGUUUUGGGAAAUUUGCGAUGCAAAGAUGUAUUUCAAAGAAACAAUAUCCAAUCCCACUGUUUUGUGGAAGCUUGCAAUCAUACAAAAUGAGGAAAACGUUGAUAUGUUUCGUGAUACAAGGAGCCAACCAAAGAUGAAGCAAUCGCAAGGUCUAAGGUCUCUCAACUCAGAUGGUCGUAUAAAAAAUCAUAUUGUUCUCAUUACCAACGGGAGCAAAUUUUUUAAAGAAAGAUUUCUAACCAAUGAUUACAAAGUAAAAGAAAGUGUGCAUGAAAAAUUGGAAAGUUUUUCAUGGCUUUGUGGCGAUUAUGGUGUAGCUCGUCCGACCAAUCAAAUGCCAUAUCUUCAUUUGUUUCUUGAAGUCGACCAAUCAAAGAAAGAUAAUAAACUUUUGAAACAAGAAAUUGAUGAAAUAUUUGAAUGGAAUGCUUCAAAAUAUAUCGAAUUACGUUUUAUCAACCCAUCUGACGAAAUUAUAAUUUAUCCGCUUUCGAAGAUGGUUCAAUCAAAGCGUGAUAAUGCGUCCAAACCAUCCUGUGGAACGUUGACUCUGUUCUGCUGCAAAGAUGGAAAACAUUACGCGUUGACUUGUCUACAUACUGGAUAUAAAAAUUCUCCCGAAAGCGAAAAUAAGUUCUUGUACAUUCAAGACGAAAUAAAUAAUAAUAAAAGGGAUUUUGAGGAAUUUAUGCACGAAAACAAAUAUUCGUACAUUCAUAACGAUGGCAGAGAAAUAGCUCUUGGCGAAUUUUCGCAUUACUCAUUUGAUCAAGAAACCGAUAUAAUGGCCAUCCUAGUUGAUAAUAAAGAAAUUGAAUUCACUGCAGCUAAAAUAGAGAUAUCACGUUCUCUAGAGAAUGUGUUUGAGUUGCUGUCAGAGAGAGAAAACGAUGAGCAACAGACACCUGUUUAUAAAGCUGGCGACGAUGUCGGCGGGAGCAUUGUUGACCUCAAUCGUACCGUACGUUACAAGGGAAAAAUAGUGUUCCGUGACGUGGUGGCUGUAGAAAGUGAUCACGAAUUUAUUCAGCAAAGUGACUCGGGAUCUCUGGUUUAUUUUAGUGAUAAGAACAACAAGAAGAUACCGUUUGCAUAUGCUGUUGCUGUUGCGUCCAGAAAGAACAAGAAGUACUAUGCUUGCCUGAGACUAAAAGAUGCUUUGGAUAAAUUAGGACUUCUCCAAAAUGCCAGUUUCAAGGACUUCUGCGUGUGAAACAAUGAAAUUGUUGCAUACAUGCACUUAUUUAACAUUUCAAAUUUUUGCUCUUAGUACUUGUACAUUCAUCUAAUAUUUUUGCAUGGCCAAUCUAGCGUAAAGCAAAAUAAAGUGUAGAAGCAAGAUUUUAUUCUAUAGUCGAUAUCAUUGUUAUAAAAAUGAUUCGCAAUGAUCCUCUACUACAUAAGAUUCCUAAAUUCAAAUACAAAUUUAAAAGCACCUACCAA